AUGUUGGCCACAUUAAGCUUGUGCCUCACCUGUCGCGUCUCGGAGUUCUCGUGCAAGGGGAGCGGGAGCAUUGGAAGUAUCUGCGUGCCACUUGACAAAUACUGCGAUGGACGCAGUGACUGUGCCGAUGGCAGUGAUGAGCCCAAACACUGUUCCGUCUGCAAUCGGACUUAUUAUGGUGAUAUCGGACGCACAUAUGCCAUUAAGGUGCCAACGCCACAGUGGAAUAAAUUGCCGUUCCUCUGUCACUUGACAUUCACCGCGUCCGGCCAUGAUCAAGGCGACAUAGUUCAGAUCAUCUUUGAUGGCUUUACGGUGGGCCGCUUCGAUGAGGGCAUGGUCGAUACGGAUGUGGAUGGUUAUGAAACGAAUCUGAGUCCGACCGGUGAGCUGCCCGGCUGUCCCGAGGGUUUUAUGCAGCUCAGCGAACUGGGGCGACCAUUCACAGGCGGCUCCUGGUGCGGCAAGGCCACAGGACCGCAAUUAUACUUCAGCGAAACAUCCACGGUGACAGCAUCAGUGAAGGUAUUUCAUCCGCCACGCAAUAUUCGAGACGAGAAACCCUUCGAGUUCAGCAUAAGAUACAAAUUUAUUAGCCAGUCCGAUGCAGUUGUAAGGUAUGGACUACCCGAUAAGCCAUUGGAAUUGGGACGUGUCACACCCGGCACCUAUUGUACAAGGCAAUUCGAUGAAUGCUAUCGUAACAAGUGUCGCCUGCAAAGUCCAAAUUAUCCUGGUAUGUAUCCAAGGAAUGUUACCUGCUAUUGGACCAUACGCCAGAAAGAGGUUCCAACCAGCAAGCAUGCCAUGAUUGCCGUUAGCCAGGAGAAUCAGCACAAGGCCCUAGUCAAGCGAUCCAUAGCCAGCUUUAAUAAGACCUCACGCUCGAUUCGGGCCUGGUCGGAUUGUACGGGUGAGCGGGAUCAUUUGAUAUUCUAUGAUGGCAGCUCCACCAACGAUCCCGUCUUGGCCAAAUACUGUGGCGGUGACUGGUUGCCGCGAGUUGUGUCACGCGGACCGGAAAUGCUCGUUGCAUUUCAUUCCAGUCCUUUCUCGGCCCCUCUCCAGCAGGGAAUUCCCAAUAGAGGCUUUGAACUGGAUGUGGACAUAUUAUUCACCGAUUCAGAUUCAUAUGACUUUGCACAGGGCACCAAAAAUCUUUGUGAAUUUCAUAUUAAUGCAUCGAAUCCGGAUGAUGUGCUGUUCUCACGUCGCGGUCGUAUGGGACGCAUUGUGAGUCCGCGUCACACGCUUCCGCCGAACACAACAUGCACGUACCACUUUCACGGAUAUCCUGGUGACCUGAUUUGGUUAUCGUUCACCAGCUACAAUCUGCAGAUACUGCAGCAGGCGAUACACGACAACAAUACGCUGGGACGGAGCGAUCUGCCGCCUUGGAUAACACGGCUGCGCAUGUGGGACAGCUAUGGCACCUACAUGCCCAUCAAGUCGACGAGUGUGACAACGGGACAACCACCGCCUCCUCCGCCGGUUGCCUCAUCGGCAGAUGGUGGGAAACCCACACUGUUGAAUCAGAGCAACUAUGGCAGCUAUUACUACAGUGCCAGCAAUCCCAAAUUGAAUCGGAACCUGCGUGUCAACAUUGACAAUGCCUGGAAUCCGGUGGACACCUACAUCUAUGGACCCACCCAGUCGAGUGUGUUCAACCAAGAGAACAAGUACAGUGGUUACCAGGGCGGUGGAGCCGGCGGAGGAGCUGGGUCCUCGGGCAAGCCGCUGGGCGGCAUCAAAGAUAGCCUUAACUAUAUCUCGGGUGGUAAGUCAGGACGGGAUGGACAAGGCGCCUCGGCUGCAGCCGUAGUGAGUUCCGAUAAGAACAGCCAGAGCGCCGUCUCUCUCAUGAGCACCAAGGGCAAACGACGCCUCAUGCUGGAGAUCUACGACUACGAGACUCCCAAGCUGUGCGAUCACACGGCCAUCGGCAGCGGAGUCAGCGGUAGCAGCGCCCUCAUGGGUGGCAACAAGCAGCGACCCUGCAGUCCACUGGAAAGCUAUGUGAGCACAGGCAGAGAUCUGAAACUGGAAUUCCACACGCACACAGGCACCGCCCUAUUUCCAGCUCAAUUUGCACUGAACUACGAGUUUGUGGACACCGAACAAGGAGGCGAAACGUGGCCGGGUAGGCGUGGCGAGGAUCCAGUGCCGCCGCUCUGUUCGCGUGUUUUUCGCAAACGUAAGGGCAACAUUCAGGUGCCGAGGAAUGUAUUCCUCUAUGGCAGAGGCGGUGCCAAGAACAUAACGUGCCUGUAUCGCUUUGAGGCGGGCACUUCGGAGCGUGUUAAGCUCGUGCUGCACAAUGUAUCCUUUGGUGAAGGCACGGCAUGCACAACGGACUCGGAUCUACAUACGGGCAGGCCACGUUGCAAUCAACUGGAUCCCGAGGGUCGCAUCACCGAGCUGAGACUGUACGAUGUGCCUUUUCGGGAUGUCAAGAUACAGCUGGGCUGCUUCUGUGAUAAUUCGAGCGCCUUGUACAGCAAUGCGCCAUUGACCUUUGUCUCGCAUUCGCGUGUCAUGGAGCUCACAUUUACCGUGAGCAGACUCAACAUUUCAGAGGACUUUGCCGACGUAUUCUUCUCGGCCUCGUAUGAGUUCAAACGCCAGCCGGACUGCCGCAAGCAGCUGAAACUGAAGGGUGCCGGUGGCGAGGAUGAGCUGAAGUAUCCGCUCAAAACACAAGAUGCCAGCUGCGAAGGUCUCGCCUGGUUCAUUGAGGCACAGUCCCCGGAACGUUCGCUCUUUGUGCAAACCUGGGGCUCCUAUCUGCCCGUUGAUCCCACCUCUGAGGAUGCCAUGCGCUGUCAUACCAAGAAUCGAUUGAUGGUCUACUCGGGCCGCCCACUGAAACCGAUGCGUGUGGUUUGUCCAGCCCAGAGUGGUCCCAGGCCAACAUCACUCCACAUAUUCUCCGAGGACUGGACCAAUGGGCAGCCGUUGUUCAUGAACAAACCCAUGAGCUUGGUCCUGGAACCCAUCCUCAAGGAGCCCGGCGACAUUGCCUUCACAUGGCUGGAGAUUCAUCGCACCAAGAAUGCGCUGCUGCAGCAAUUGGACCUGCAUGUGAACGCAAGCGUAACCACGGGCAUGGGCGCACCACCCAGCACUGGUAGUGGUGCUGCUGGUGCUGGAAGUGGUGGAGUUGUGGGCACUGGGAGCGCCGGAGUUGCUGGCGCCGGAGGCAUUGCGCCGAGCUCGGCAGCCAAUGAAACCCUGAACGAACUUGGUUUCUAUCCCAAGGAGUCGGACUGCGAGUAUAAAUGUCCUGAAAUUGAUGCAUGCAUUGCGGCCAGUCUGUGGUGUGAUGGUCAUCACAACUGUCCCAGCGGUUUCGAUGAGUCCGAGGAGGAGUGCGGCACGGCACGAAAGCUGCUCGAGCUGCCCGGCGGCGUCUUUGCGGCAUUGGGUUGCAUUGCGGCGGCUCUGACCGCCUGCCUGAUAUUCUGCAUGUUUGGGCUGAUGCGCAAGCGAAAAAAGUCGGUGGUGCAGAAGAGCGGUGGAUUUAUGAACGGUGCCAAUGGCAAUGGCAACAUGCCAGCUGCAUGCAACAUUGGCACACUGAAGAAGGACUUCAAGAAGGAGGCGCUCUACAUCGAUCCAGCGUCCUGACAUCCACUCCAGCCGGUCGAGUACAUACAUGUGGAUCGAGAGACUACCGUGUGAUAUGUUGCCGCCGGCUGUGGCUUGUACGAGCAAAUGGAGCAGGGCCAGAACAUUGCCUGACCAGAGGAGCAACUGGAACAGGAACAGGAACAGGAACAAGUGCAAAUGGAGCAACUGGAGAUUAUUGUUGGUCCAGUUCAGGAUCUGGCAUGGAGGUUUUAAAACAGCUGUUGAGAGAAUGUAAGAAUGUGAAUGCGAAAGGAUUUCGAAUGAGCCAAACAGGGA
Drosophila innubila is the source of this 3906-nucleotide messenger RNA. RefSeq lists its product as uncharacterized. Gene Ontology annotation, molecular function: protein binding. The record is from RefSeq and is a predicted model, not a curated record. The coding region runs from base 1 to 3627 and encodes 1208 amino acids. Lineage: Eukaryota; Metazoa; Arthropoda; Insecta; Diptera; Drosophilidae. Gene Ontology annotation, cellular component: plasma membrane. The transcript has 13 exons.